CGGGCCCGGACGCCGGGGUCCCCGGCGCUGACGGGGCCGGGGGAGCGGCCCGGGGUCCCGGCGCGAUGGGCGAGUGGACGAUCCUGGAGAGGCUGCUGGAGGCCGCGGUGCAGCAGCACUCGACGAUGAUCGGCAGGAUCCUGCUGACGGUGGUCGUCAUCUUCCGGAUCCUGAUCGUGGCCAUCGUGGGCGAGACGGUGUACGAGGACGAGCAGACCAUGUUCACGUGCAACACCCUGCAGCCCGGCUGCAACCAGGCCUGCUACGACAAGGCCUUCCCCAUCUCCCACAUCCGCUACUGGGUCUUCCAGAUCAUCCUGGUCUGCACGCCCAGCCUCUGCUUCAUCACCUACUCGCUCCACCAGUCGGCCAAGCAGCGGGACCGGCGCUAUUCCUUCCUCCACCCGCUGCUGGAGAAGGACGCCCGGAAGGCGCGGAGCGUCAACGGGAUCCUGGUGCACAACCCCGAGGGCUCGGCCAAGGAGGAGCCCGCCUGCCUGCAGGUCAAGGAGCUGCCCAGCGCCCCCCCGCGGCCGCCCAAGAGCGCCAAGGUCAAGCGGCAGGAGGGCAUCUCCCGCUUCUACAUCAUCCAGGUGGUCUUCCGCAACGCGCUGGAGAUCGGCUUCCUGGCGGGCCAGUACGUCCUGUACGGCUUCCACGUGCCGGCCACCUUCGGGUGCGACCGCUACCCCUGCGUCAAGGAGGUGGAGUGCUACGUCUCCCGGCCCACUGAGAAGACCGUCUUCCUGCUCUUCAUGUUCGCCGUGAGCGGGAUCUGCGUGCUGCUCAACCUGGCCGAGCUCAACCACCUGGGCUGGCGCAAGAUCCGGACGGCCGUGCGGGGCGUGCAGGCCCGGCGCAAGUCGGUCUGCGAGGGGCGCAAGAAGGACCCGGCGGCCCCGGCGCCAUCGCUGGGCCGGACCCAGUCCAGCGAGUCCGCCUACGUCUGAGCCCCGGGGCCGGCCGCUUUCCAGUGCGAACGCCGGCGGGGGCCUCUCGCGCCGCGCCCCCUCGGGGGCGGGGGGGGGCCGCAGGUUUGCUGCAAGGGCUGAAUGGGAGACAUGGGACACCCCCCCCCCCCCCGAUCCAGCCUGGGGAAGCUCCCAGCCAUUUUAAAAAAACAAAAGUUAUUUAUUGUUCCUCGGAGUCUUCCAACAUGGUGCAAGCUGGGGGGAGGGUUCCUGGAACUUGUCCCCCCCCCGCCCCCAUCAGCCUUUUCCAGCCCUGGGAUCAGCCAGGGGUGGGGGGGGGGGCUGGUUGUGUUU
Molecule: messenger RNA, 1265 nt
Organism: Caretta caretta (loggerhead turtle)
Lineage: Eukaryota; Metazoa; Chordata; Testudines; Cheloniidae
Product: gap junction delta-2 protein-like
Biological process (GO): cell-cell signaling
Cellular component (GO): connexin complex
Molecular function (GO): gap junction channel activity
Source: RefSeq, a predicted model, not a curated record